This is a messenger RNA of Adineta ricciae, 1224 nucleotides long. NCBI's taxonomy places the organism in Eukaryota, Metazoa, Rotifera, Eurotatoria, Adinetida, Adinetidae. The record is from the annotation of a GenBank genome assembly.
AUGAUUCUUCUCUACCAAAUGUGUUUUCUAAUUUGGUAUUUCAAUGAAAAUGAAUCGAAUAUCAAAGAUAGAGAUUAUUUUUUUACUGCGAUUAACUCUGAAUUCGAACAAAUCUCACGUCAACUCGAACCAUUUGUAUUAAAACUGCCGAAUUUCUUCGAUAAGAACUCACAAGAUUGGUUUUCUAAUUCGACAUUUUACAAACGAUAUUCUUCGCAAUGUUUUGAUAAUGAUUGUGAGAAAAAUGGAUUUUAUUUCAACGAUCCCAAAGAACAUUUGAACGUUUCCGUCACUUUAGUUCAAAAUGGCGUUUAUUACGAUGAUUCUUGUGGAUAUAAUUAUGAUGAAAAAGCUCUUCGAAGGACGUUUGUAUCAGAAAAUCAUGUUUCAGCUGUUUAUGAACAAGUGAUCAUUUAUACGGUACCGGAUGGAUGGAGUUUUCAACAUUUUCUCGAUGGAAUUGGACCGAAGUUAGCGAUUUCGAGAAAAUAUUUAGAUCAAUAUCCUGAUUCGAAAGUUUUAAUCAUAAAAGGACCAAGAUUUGAUCGAUCUGUUCAAGAAAUAUGGAAUUUUCUCGGUGUAAACCAAUCGAAACGAAUUAUUCAUUAUAAUCGUCGAAUGAAAAUCGGUGCAAAACUCCUGAUAAAUCCAUGUCGAACACCUGGUAUUCAUCCUUUUCUAUGGUACAAUGCUCGUUCAAUGUAUUGGUCGUUGAUAAAUCUUCAGAAAUUUCAAUCAAAUCUGCUCAUUUAUGUACAACGAACGAGUGAAAAUGCGAAGAACGGUGGUCGACUUAUUCAAAAUGAAAAUCUUGUUAUUGAUUAUCUUCAUGAAUAUGCACAGAAAUCGUCUUUAAUUUAUAUUGAAUAUGAUCAUUCGAAACAUAAUGAAAACAUUCAAAAACAGAUUGAACUAUUUUCCAAUGCUCAGAUUAUAUUUGGUAUUCAUGGUGGAGCUUUAUCAAACAUCAAUUUCGCUUCAUCAAAAACAAUAAUUAUUGAAAUCAUGCCUUAUCGAUCUGAUAAAAGUUCAUUACCCAUUGUUUGUUCAAAAUCUGAUCCAAAUCGAUUUACACCAUGUGGUGGAUAUAGUUAUUAUGUACAAGCGAACUUACUCAAUCAAUCCUAUUGGAUUUUACCAUCUGUUGUCGAUCAACAAAACAAUGUUAAUGUUAACAUGACUAAACUUAGAUUACUUUUCAAUUCAUUGACUAUUUCACAUUAG